AUGUCAAGUCCUGUCGCCCGAACAAUUCUGGCCUUCCAGCAUAAUGCAAAGCUCUACAAUCUCUCCACCGCCGUGUUGGCAGUGACCCCAUUCCACGCCCUAGCCGAAGCGAACCGGCAGCUCUUCAAGAUCGGCACCGACGACGACUCUGUAGUCAUCACCGGCGAAACCAUCUUCCACCCCCAAGGCGGCGGCCAGCCAUCUGACACCGGCAGCAUGACCUCAUCAACCGGCUCAACCUUCUCCGUAUCAUCAGUACGCAUGGACAGCGUGCACGACGGCCAAGUGCUGCACCUAGGCCGCUUCAGUGAAGAAUCACGACCAUUCAGUGUAGGCGAGACCAUCACACAGUCACUGGACGUUGAAAAGCGUCUGCUCUACUCGCGCCUCCACACUGCAGGCCACGUGCUGGGCGCGGCGGUGCGGCAUUUGCUCGAGAAGCAGAUUCCGGGAUUCGACGAGCUCAAGGCCAGCCAUUUCCCGGACAGCGCCGCGUGUGAGUUCCAGGGUGUGAUCGAGGGCAAGUGGAAGGCUCCCAUCCAGACCCGUGUUGAUGAGUACGUGGCCCGCGCCAUGCCGGUCGAGGUGGAUUUCUGGAGUGAAGAUGACUUCCGUGCGAAUGGGCUCGAGAGGCUCAUCCCCGCGCCGGACAGUGGGCUCAGGCUGGCGCCCGGCGAGAAAUAUCGCGUGGUCAAGAUCGUUGGGGCGGAGGUCUACCCUUGUGGUGGGACACAUGUUGACUCGACGGAUCUUUGUGGCACAGUUGGCGUCAAGAAGAUCAGUCGGAGUAAAGGUACCAGUCGGGUGUCUUAUACCGUGAGCUGA
This is a messenger RNA of Capronia coronata CBS 617.96, 825 nucleotides long. RefSeq names its product alanyl-tRNA synthetase. Gene Ontology annotation, biological process: alanyl-tRNA aminoacylation; regulation of translational fidelity. Bases 1 to 825 code for a protein of 274 amino acids. Gene Ontology annotation, molecular function: ATP binding; alanine-tRNA ligase activity; nucleic acid binding. Lineage: Eukaryota; Fungi; Ascomycota; Eurotiomycetes; Chaetothyriales; Herpotrichiellaceae. The record is from RefSeq and is a predicted model, not a curated record. The transcript has a single exon.